Messenger RNA from Raphanus sativus (radish), 640 nucleotides. RefSeq lists its product as uncharacterized. Lineage: Eukaryota; Viridiplantae; Streptophyta; Magnoliopsida; Brassicales; Brassicaceae. The coding region runs from base 195 to 497 and encodes 100 amino acids. The transcript has a single exon. The record is from RefSeq and is a predicted model, not a curated record.
CACACCAAGCCACAAUAUACAUUACACUCCAAACAUUGGUCGAUGCUAGUACAGCCACGGGGACUUUAAUAUCUGUAUAAAUACAAAGUCUCUUUGGCCGUCUUACUAUAACCAAUUCUCCAAGCUUCCCUUUGAGUUUGAGCUUCUUCUUCUUACUAUAACCACUUGUAAACACUUAAAACCAACCAGACACAAUGGGAAUGAAAUGCCUAUUACCUCCGGCUUUCACUCAAAUGUUUGGCUGCUCAAACCAAAUCGAUCGAACCAGCAACUUCGUAAACACCCACAACAAAAUAAAGAUGAUCGAGAAAGAGGAAUUUCCAAGUGGGUUUCAAGUUCCUCUUCACUACCCUAGAUACUCCAAGUCUGAUUAUGAAGCCAUGGAUGAUCUCAGCCUUGACUUGCUCCUCAAACAAUAUGGAAUCUCCUUCGAAGGAUCUCUUGAAGACAAGAGGGUCUUCGCUAUUGAAUCAUUUCUCUGGCCUGAUCAGCUUUAGAGGCUAUUUAUAUUUGGUGUUUGAUUAUCUAAAUCUCUCUCUUCACCAAUGUCCGAUCAUAUUAUGAAGCAUGUAAUUUACAUAUGUAUCACCAUGAGUACAUUAAUUAAUAAUAUUAUAGUUUCAUAUAUUACAUUCUAAAA